Chelonia mydas (Green sea turtle) is the source of this 5441-nucleotide messenger RNA. RefSeq names its product CKLF like MARVEL transmembrane domain containing 6 (gene CMTM6). Lineage: Eukaryota; Metazoa; Chordata; Testudines; Cheloniidae. The record is from RefSeq and is a predicted model, not a curated record. The transcript is spliced from 4 exons. Gene Ontology annotation, cellular component: membrane. The coding region runs from base 6 to 839 and encodes 277 amino acids.
AACGCAUGUUACUGGGGAAAACGCCCCUCAGCACAGGUCAGGGCGCUCAGGCGCCGCAGGCACCCCGGGGCGGGCACAGGGGACGUGACGGGGACUUCAACGCUGGGCGGGGUUUCCCCGAAGCGCGGGGCUGGGAGUCCAGGGAGGCGGCGCGACCGGGCCGCUGCCGGAUUCGCGCUUUUCCCCGGCGGCGGAGGGACGUUCCUGCGCCCUGGUGGCCCGCGGGCGGCGCAGCCCGGCCUUUGGGUUUCGUUUGGCCGCAGCUCGGGCUGCCGGAGCCCGCCCCGCCUGCUAUGGACAACGGCGCCGUGUACAACCAGACCACCGAGCUGCAGCGCGAGCCGCAGAGCAAGCCCUGCGCCUGCGCCUGCACCCUCCACCGGCUCACCCUGCAGCGCCUGCUGCUCAAAGCGGCGCAAGCGCUGCUUUCCCUUUUGGCCUUCAUCCUUGAAGAAAUUGUGGAGAGUUGUAUCCUAUGUGGUGGGCUUUACUUCUUCGAGUUUAUAAGUUUCAGUGCCACCUUUCUGAGUAUCCUGAUACUGACUGUCUAUUGCACCUCUGCGUAUGAAAAAGUUGAGAAGGAUAAAUUAAUCAAAUUGGAUUUCUGGGUCACUACAGUAGUGGGAGUUCUCUUUUUUGUAGCUUCCAUUGUGUUUGCUGCAACCAGUGAUAAGUCAUCUGUUGAAACUGUUGCAAUUGUGUUUGGCUUUUUGGCAAGUAUAGGAUUUCUAGCUGAUGGUAUUCACUUUUUUAUGGAGAAUCGUAAAGUGAAGGAAAAUAAAGUGGAGAACACUGGCAACACACAGAACACACCAGAAAAUCAGCCGCUGAAUAACUAAAGCUAAACUUUAAAAAAGUCCUUUAAUUUCUAUGAGUUAAAUUAAUCAAGGUGAAAUACUUUAAUUUCCCUACUUAUUCCACUGCAUUGAAGGUAACUUUGUCUUCUCUCUCUUUUGCAUCUAUCCAGCUUUGUACAAGUCUGACCCUAUCAUAAGCUUUUAUAGACUCCUUACGUUUUUUAACAAUAGUAUGUGGAGCAUCAGGGUUUGUACAAUUCUCCAUCUAACUUGUCCUGACUAAUAAUUGUCAGAAGGACAUUCUAAAAGGAAGAAAUUGCCUCCAAAUAGAUUUUUUUUUAAUUUAAACAUAAAAUAGACAUCAGUAACUGAAAGCACUGAGACUUCUGAGAAGAAUGACUGUAGUACAAGGGAACUCAUCAGGCUUAAAUUCUGAGUUAUGUUUUAAAAAUAUUUAAAUUUUAUGUAAAUACAGCAGGCCAGAAUUAGAAAUCUGUUGCAUUAAUUCACACCUACCUAUGUAUAUGAUAUCCAGCUUCUUGCCUCUGAUACUAAGAAUGAAUUAGUACAAUAAAACUCUUUCCUUGUUUUAUCGGUUAAACUGUGAAUGUAAAAGGGAAACUAAAUUUUGCAAUCUCAUCAAGGUUUCUGUACCCAAAUGAGUCAUUCUUUACUUUGAUUUUAUCUUGUGUGUCUUACUCCGUACUUCUAGAUUCUGUUUUGUUUUGUCUCUCUGAAAGUCACUGCUCUUUUUUAAAGGCAGUCGGUAAAACAGAUACAGCUAGCUUGUGUGUGUUUGAUAGUCAAGUGGUGUAUCAUAGAGUGACUUUUGCACUCCAUAUUUGUGGAAGUUUAAAGCUGUAAGUGAUGCGUUCUUUAAAAAUAUCGUUAAAUCCAUUAAAGAAAGAAGAAAUUUGAAAAUUAAGAGGAAAGGUUAAGAGGCCAAUAUUUUCAGCCUAGAGGAAAGAAAACUGAGAGGAAACUAACUGCCUGUAAACAGCUAAAGGGAUAUAUUUUAAAAAAAGGGGACCAAUUAAUCCUUUCAGUUCACGAGGGCAGCACAAAAAGUAAUUAGCUUAAGCUUUGCCAGGGAAAGUUUUAACUUAAAAAUGAAAUAAUAAAACUUUGGCACUGUCCCAGUGCACAUCACACAUACUGUUAAUAACAUGUACAGUUUGUCCAUGUAAAAUUGAAGAUGAAUGGUCAUGAAAGUUGAUUAUUGUUUGUCCUUGCACCUACGUGCAACUCAGUUGGUGAAUGGAUAAAUAAGUAAGCAAGCAGUUGUAUAAACUUCUAGACUUAAGACAGCAGCCCAUGGGAUGAAAAGGGAAGCUAUUAGUGAGCAGUGGGUUAGGCACAAGCAGUGCAAGGAUGCAAAAGACCAGACAGGUUGAGUCACAUAUGCAAGGCAGUGGUGAAAAGGCAUUCUUCAGAUGGUUGAAGAGUGGUGUUUUUUUUUUUUGUUUUUUUUUUUUGCAGAUUGGGGUUUUUUUUCUGUGGAAGGGGAAAAUGAGAUUCUUACACCAAACUUCCAAGAGAGCAUGAGGUGCCCCAAAGUAGAUAUUUAACCAAAAAACCCCCCAAAACUCUGGUAUCUUAGAGGACUUGUUAUGUAAAAGUAGUUUGUUGUCUGACUUUUCAUGACACUUGCCGUGUCUUCCAUGAUUUGAGACUAUUAACAUCACUUUCCCAAAAUGUAUUAUGUCAAACCUACAGCCCUUUAAAUCAUUGAGGCAGCACUGAGACGAAACCCUCUAGGAACAGGUUGUCUUCUACUCUCGCCCUAUUUUGAGGACAGAGGAGUAGUAGUUAGAGAGUUAAAGUAUUGUAAGUGAAAUCAGAGGCUUUUUCUAAGGCUGCUACUUUCUGAUGAUCAAACAUAACAUGGUUGUAAUGGUGUCCCUUUGUUAAAUGUGUCAGCUCCUGAACAUUUGAACCUGUUUGUGAAGGAAAUCUGACACUAACACUACAUUUUGCUGAAUAUCAUCAAUCUUUGGCUCCAUCCUGUUUUGUUAAUUUCUCUGUGCAUGGUUUUGACUAAAUUUUUUUACUUUUUGCAUCAAAAGUGGCUAUAAGUCUUGAUUUUAAAUAUAAAUGUAAAAAUAAGCUUGUUGCAAUGAUAUCUAGAAUGACUUCCACCAAGAACCCUUUGUUGUUUUGUUAAAUUUUAUUUUCCCAGUGUGGGGGUUGGCCAUGCUUUCCCCAGCAUGAAAGUAUGUGAAGAGACUCCCCGUUGUCAAAAAACCAAUAUUUGUGCUUCCUCUGCAGCACUCAGCUCUUGGACAGAGCAGAGUCAAUUAACUCUCCAAUGCCCUUUAUAGAAUUAGAUAAAUUUGUGUUGGAAGAGGUGUGUUAAGUCAUCUCUCUGCCAUGGUUUCUUAUCUCUGUAAUAAUAAAGUGCAUUUGAUACUCACAUAGUAAAGUUAUAGGCACCAAUAGAAGAACCUAGAUACAUCCCAUGAUCUCAAAAUGCUUUACAAAGAGGGAAUAACUACUAAGUUCAUUUUUCAGAUGAAGAGACUGAAGUACAGAGAGGCCAAGUGAUUUUCUGUUAUAGGGAGUCAGUGCCAGAAGAGUGACUAGAACUCAAGUCUCCUGACUUACAGUCUUAUGAUCUUACCACUAAACCAUGCAAAAAUUGAGAUACUUGUGCACCUUUGUAGAGCACUUUGAGACCUUGAUAUAAGUAGAAAGUAGCAUUCAGUCCACCCCCUUGCUAUGUCGGGACUGUUCCCUGCAGCGUGUGUUCCUAGUGUGUUGUCCAGCAAUGGGGCUUCCACCACUCUCAACAACAAAUGGGUGACCCUCAUCUAGAUUUGAGUAUCAACUUAUUUCUUUCCGAAAUAAGAGACCAAAAAUGCCUUUUUCCAAUAGAAAGGGAUGAAAAACAUUUGUGAUCAACUAUGUCAUGAAAGGGGAAUGGAUAACGUUUGGAAACUAGUUAGCUCCACUUUCUAAUCCGCUAUGGGCAGUCUCUGGGAGGUGGCAGGCCCACGACCCUCAAAAGCACACCCAGUUUUUGUCAGACUUGCAGUCUCUCUUGUGUGGCAAUAGAGUGCUGCCACUAGACCAGCCUGGACUUGGGUUCAAGUGAGUUGAUGCACGUUGUCGUGGACGUACAGAACUGGAAUUACUGACUUAAAAUGAUGUGUGUGUGUAGUGGUGUUGGCAUAAGUUUUAUGAGCAUGAUGUUGGUCUAAAACUCUUCAUUUUUUGUUUAAAAAGACUUUUUGGGAUUACAACUCUUAUUUGAGUUUCUUUAAGUGAACCUAUGAAGACUGAGCAUGUAACUUUCUCAUAGAUAUUUGGAAGCAGUUUUUACAAACAACCAUAGAAACCAUAUAAAUAGAAGAGAGCUGAACGUAAGUCCUUCAGAGCCCAGCCACACUUGUACGUUGGCUGGAGUGAGAGACUUUAUUUCUGUAAAAAUGGUUUGGAAUUUUUUUCACACUCUAAAAAAAUAUCCUAUUUGAUGUUUUUUUUUGUCAGACUCCGCUCUUUGCUUUUUUUUUUUUUUUUUUUUAAAUUAGGCUUGGUCUCAAAAGUGGAGAGGGGCAGUUUUAAGCAGGAUUAAACGUUCCUGAAAAAAUUCUUGCUUCAUCAGUAAUAAAACCUGUGGAAGAGAGUAAUGGCUGUUGGCAGCCUACCUGUGCAUUGUGUCCUAUCUCCAAGAGAGGGUCAUCAGUAGUUGCAUAUGGGGUUAUGGGCCUGCUCCCAUCCCUGUUGAGAGACUUAAGCCUAUUGCAAUGGAUCCUUCUCAGACACCAGAAGCACCUGAUGAGUCUUUAUACCAGAUUCCUUGGUGACAAAGCUUUUAUCCUAUUUAUGCUUUCCAGGAAAUUGUUACUUAUUUUUAGACUCCAUAUUUAACGUACCUUAAAAUUACUAUAUCGACAGAAGAGAAAAGCAAGCAGUAUCCCUUGGAUACUAGAUAUCAAAAGUUGUUACUGUAUGUUACUGUGUCAACUCCAUUGUUAAGGAUAUUGGGUUACUGUAGGCUUCCACAAUUGUAUUUGGUUCCCUCCCCAACCUCCACCCCUUUCCCAAUUUCACCCUCCACACCUGGAAAGCAGUGAACUAUCUUGCACUAUUCCCAGAAUUCUGCCAAAGAUGUUUUGACAUAACACCACUUGCCAUCGUGUUGAUUUCAGUUCCAUUGAAAGCACAGAAACCAACUCGUACAAGAGAAAUACAAAACUUCCAGUAAAGGGAAACAUUUUGUGAGGUUCUUUAUAGAGUAUGUAUAACUGAUUGCCACAGCAAAUUAGCUUGAUAGUGCCCUAUUUAAGAUAUAAAAUGUACGUAUAAAAACACCUUUGAAUAUGUUCAUUUAUUGCUGUACAUGUGUAAUGUAUAUCUAGAUAACUUUUAACUGGCAAAUUUAAUUUGUAUUUUCAUUACUUUGAGAUUUAAGGAGGGUUUUUUUUAUGUUUACUGGGUUAGGAAAAUAUAAUGGUUGUAUAACUAUGUACAGUUCUUUGGCUUGUACUGCAAAUGCCUUGAAAUUCCAGUUGAAGUAUUUCAAAAUACUUCAAGAAUGUUCCAUUCUAAACCUGUGGCCUUUUAAAUGUGCUAUGGUUUUUUACUGGAUUUCUAAAAUAUUUUAAUAAUUUUAAAAAUUUUAAAUAAAAUAUUAGUAACUUG